AGAGAGAGAGAGAGCUCUUUAUUCCAUGGACUUGGACUGUAACGAUGUAUUUUGUGAUUUCAGCCAUGAAAGCUCAAAUUGAAAUCAUUCCCUGUAAGAUCUGUGGAGAUAAAUCUUCAGGGAUCCACUACGGGGUGAUCACCUGCGAGGGCUGCAAGGGUUUCUUCAGACGCAGUCAGCAGAGUAACGCCUCCUACUCCUGUCCUCGCCAGAAAAACUGUCUGAUCGACCGGACGAGCCGCAACCGCUGCCAGCACUGCCGCCUGCAGAAGUGUCUGGCUGUGGGCAUGUCCCGAGACGCCGUGAAGUUCGGCCGCAUGUCCAAGAAGCAGCGGGACAGCCUGUACGCCGAGGUGCAGAAGCACCGGCUGCAGCAGCAGCAGCAGCAGCAGGGCGGCCUCCUGCUGUCCCACCCCGGCCUGAGCGGGCCGGUCCCGGGCGAGGCCGAGCCGCUGUCCCCCUCCUACAGCCUGACCGCCGCCGGCCUGACGGAGCUGCAGGACGAGCUGGGAGGAUACAUGGAGCAGCACUCGCCGGAGGCAGGCUCCGCCUCCUCCAAGGUCUGGGGCGUGGCCGGGUUCUACCUGGACAUCCAGCCGUCUCCCGACCAAUCAGGAUUGGACAUCAACGGCAUCAAACCGGAGCCGCUGUGCGACUACGGAUCCGGUAACGGCUUCCUCCCGUACUGCUCCUUCAGCAACGGAGAGACGUCGCCCACCGUCUCCAUGGCCGAGCUAGAACACCUGGCGCAGAACAUCUCCAAGUCGCACGUGGAGACGUGUCAGUACCUGAGGGAGGAGCUCCAGCAGCUGAGCUGGCAGGCCUUCCUGCAGGACGAGGUGGACGGCUACCAGAGCAAGCCGCGGGAGGUGAUGUGGCAGCUCUGCGCCAUCAAGAUCACCGAGGCCAUCCAGUACGUGGUCGAGUUCGCCAAACGCAUCGACGGCUUCAUGGAGCUCUGCCAGAACGACCAGAUCGUCCUGCUGAAGGCCGGCUCUCUGGAGGUCGUCUUCGUCCGGAUGUGUCGGGCGUUCGACACGCAGAACAACACCGUCUACUUCGACGGCAAAUACGCAGGACCCGACGUCUUCAAGGCAUUAGGCUGUGAUGACUUGAUCACGUCGGUGUUUGACUUUGCAAAGAGCAUGUGCUCGCUACACCUGUCAGAGGACGAGAUCGCUCUGUUCUCCGCCUUCGUGCUGCUGUCUGCAGACCGCACGUGGCUGCAGGAGAAGCUGCAGGUGGAGAAGCUGCAGCAGAAGACGCAGCUGGCUCUGCAGCACGUCCUGCAGAAGAACCAGAGGGAGGACGGCAUCCUGAGCAAGUUGAGGUGUAAGGUGUCAGCGUUGCGUUCGCUGUGUGCUCGUCAUUCAGAGAACUUGUCGGCGUUCCGGGCGGUGUAUCCGGACAUCGUGCGUUCCCACUUCCCUCCGCUCUACAAGGAGCUGUUCGGCCCUGACAUGGAGCAGGCGCUGCCGGCGGAGGGAUAGAGCUGAGCGCACGCCGCCGCCGCCGCCACCGCCGUCCACCCGUCUGUCUCUGCACCGUGACGCAACGCUGGACUCUGAUUGGGCGGAGCCAGGUUUCCAUGGUGACACAGGCUGAAACGUUGAGUCUCGUGGCCGAAGAGGAAACUGUCGGCGACGAGGCCGCUGCUCUUCAUGGACGCUGCUGAAACCUGAGGGAUGUAACUCCUCCUCCUCCUCCUCCUCCUCCUCCUCCUGUUUCGUUACCGUUGAUGAUGUUUUCUGAGCAGCGAGGAGCGACUGGCCUCCUCUCCGCCUGCAGUGACGCGACUCGCCUCCAUUUUGUGUCUGAAGUCAAAUCAGUCUCAUGUGAAAUCAGUCAAUUCGCUCUCCAAACGAUCACAUGUCACUUCCUGUUAUGAUUACAGAAAAGGAUUCGGGCCACAAAAAAAUUUAAUUAAAGUAAAACAACAACAACAACAACAACAACAUGUGUUCUGAGAUCUCUGAAUUCUGAGACUUAAGUUUGAAUUUUGA
Molecule: messenger RNA, 2003 nt
Organism: Myripristis murdjan (pinecone soldierfish)
Lineage: Eukaryota; Metazoa; Chordata; Actinopteri; Holocentriformes; Holocentridae
Product: nuclear receptor ROR-alpha A-like
Exons: 11
Coding region: 45-1490 (481 amino acids)
Biological process (GO): regulation of transcription by RNA polymerase II
Cellular component (GO): nucleus
Molecular function (GO): nuclear receptor activity; RNA polymerase II cis-regulatory region sequence-specific DNA binding; zinc ion binding
Source: RefSeq, a predicted model, not a curated record